AUGCCCCAGCAGGCUGCAGCAGAGCAGGUGAAGCCGCGAAAGCUCUCACAACCCUGCCAGAGGCGCGAUCUCAACCUACUACACAACAGAUGGCAACCCUCGCUACAACGCAGCCCUACAACUUUUGCAGAGCCGUUUAUCAACUGGCUGGAUCUCCAGGGUCUAGUACUCAUUUCCGACAUAGACUGUCCCACACAUGAAAGGGGUAACGUGUUAGACCUCAGUUUCGCCUCAAGCCCUCUGGCACUCGCAGGAGCCAAAGCUAGCAUAGCGAGCCACUUAGAUGCUACCUCAGAUCAUCAACCACUAAUUACCACUGUUCCAUGGGAUCAGAGAUACAAGGAAACAGCUCAGAAACUGAGAUUUGACACACUAGACCACACCUCCUUCCUCUCGCUCCUCGCCUCUAAUCUCGCUGGCACCGAGAGCUCAGACGCAACAGAAGAAGAUCUUGAUGCCCUUGCUGAAAAACUGACAUCUGCAAUCCAAGGAGCAUAUAGAGGCUCUGCUAAGAGGACCAUGACACAAGGCAUAGGACAACCAUGGUGGAACGAAGACUGCAAGAAAGCUUUACACAAUUACCGCUUAGGCCUCUGCUCAAAGACAGACUUCCGCAGGAUAACUAGAUGGUCUCAAUGA
Molecule: messenger RNA, 639 nt
Organism: Talaromyces stipitatus ATCC 10500
Lineage: Eukaryota; Fungi; Ascomycota; Eurotiomycetes; Eurotiales; Trichocomaceae
Exons: 2
Coding region: 1-639 (212 amino acids)
Molecular function (GO): catalytic activity
Source: RefSeq, a predicted model, not a curated record